AUCCCUGUUGAUUUCGAUCUGGUUAGUGCUGAAUGAUUCUGGAAAGAUGGCGGUCAGCAUCCGAGGCCGUCCGAGCCGAAGCGUUCGGAUGCGAGGUCGGAAUGACAGUGGGGAGGAAAAUGUACCACUCGAUCUUUCCAGAGAUCCUUCAGACAACCUCCGGGAAAUCCUACAGAAUGUUGCCAAGCAACAAGGAGUCUCCAACAUGCGCAAACUCGGUCACCUGAACAACUUCAUAAAGCUUCUCUGCAAGGUCGGCCACUCAGAAGAGAAGCUUGGGUUUACACAUGAAGAGAUCAUAAUUUGUCUCCGGUUAGCGCUGUUGAACGAGGCUAAGGAAGUGCGCGCUGCAGGGCUGAGGGCUCUACGCUACCUGAUCAGAGACAGCACUAUUCUCCAGAAGGUCCUCCGUCUUCAGGUGGACUACCUGAUCGCCAGGUGCAUAGACAUCCAGCAAAGCAAUGAGGUGGAGAGGACACAGGCUCUCAGGCUGGUGCGAAAGAUGAUCACUGUGAAUGCACUGCUCUUCCCCUCGUCUGUCACCAACUCCCUCAUUGCCGUGGGCAACGAUGGGCUACAGGAGCGAGACCGCAUGGUUCGCGCCUGUAUUGCCAUCAUCUGUGAACUUGCUGUGAAGAACCCUGUGGUGGUGGCCCAGAGGCGUGGUCUCAGCACCAUUCUGAAGAACGUGAUCGACUGUCAGCUGAGCCGCAUCAACGAGGCACUCAUUACUACCAUCCUACACCUCCUCAACCACCCACACACACGCCAGUAUGUGCACUCGGAUGUGGAGCUCGAGCAAAUCCUGGCCCCUUACACUGACUUCCACUACAGACACAAUGCAGACACGGCAGAGGGGCAGCUCAAGGAAGACAGGGAGGCUCGUUUCCUGGCAAGUAAAAUGUCCAUAGUUGCUUCCUUUCGCUCCUGGUCAGGCAUCAUUAACCUGUGCAAGUCAGGCAACUCUGGAAUCCAGUCUCUUAUUGGCCUGCUCUGUAUACCAAAUAUGGAAGUAAGGAAAGGCUUAUUAGAGGUGAUAUAUGAUAUAUUUCGGCUCCCCAUGCCGGUUGCGACUGCAGACUUUAUUGAAGCACUUAUCAGUGUGGACCCUAGCAGGUUCCAAGACAAUUGGAGGUUAUCAGAUGGCUUUGUGGCUUCUGAAGCAAAAGUUAUCCUUCCACAUCGAGCUCGAUCAAGGCCUGACUUAAUGGAUAAUUACCUGGCGUUGGUACUGUCUGCCUUCAUCAAGAGUGGACUUCUUGAGGGUCUCGUUGAGGUUAUCACAAGCACUGAUGACCCCAUCUCUGUGCGAGCCAUCAUUCUACUGGGAGAACUGCUUCACAUGGCCAACGCCAUCCUCCCCCACUCCCACAGCCACCACCUGCACUGUCUACCCACACUCAUCAACAAGGCUGCCUCCUUCGACAUCGCCCAGGAGAAGAGACUACGGGCGAGUGCAGCGGUCAACUACCUGAAACGUUUCCACGAGAAGAAGAAGAGAGGACCCAAACCCAACAGCCUGUACCUGGACCACAUCAUCCGCAAAUCGAAAGCUUCUCACUACUGUAGAGAUCAGCACUUUAGACCACAGAGAGAUAUCUUUGUCAUUAAGGACACUGAGGAUGCUCUUAUGAUGAACCUGAGAGACAGCCACAUCCUCAACCACAAAGAGAACCUGGACUGGAACUGGGUUCUCAUCGCAACAAUAUUGAAGUGGCCAAACGUUAACCUGCGGAGCAAUAAAGAUGAACAAAUGCACAGGUUUGUACGCAGGCUGCUGUUCUUCUAUAAGCCCAGCAGUAAGCUGUACUCCAGCCUGGAGCUGGACCACAGUAAGGCCAGGCAGCUCACUGUGGUAGGAUGUCAGUUCAUCGAGUUCCUCCUGGAGUCUGAGGAGGAUGGGCAGGCAUACCUGGAGGACCUGGUGAAGGACAUAGUCCAAUGGCUCUCCUCUUCCUCAGGGCUCAAGCCUGACCGCGGUCUCCAGAGCAACGGGUUGCUCACCACUCUCAGCCAGCACUACUUCCUGUUCCUGGGCACUCUUUCCUCACACCCACACGGCGUCAAGAUGCUGGAGAAGUGCAGUGUCUUCCAGUGCCUGUUGAACAUCUGUACUCUGAAAAAUCAGGACCACCUGUUGAAACUCACUGUCUCCAUACUGGACUACAGCCGUGACGGGCUGUCCAGGGUCAUCCUGUCCAAGAUCCUCACUGCUGCCACUGACAACUGCAGGUUGUAUGCCACUAAACACCUGCGAGUGUUGCUUCGUGCCAAUGUGGAGUUUUUCAGUAACUGGGGCAUCGAGCUGCUGGUCACCCAGCUCCACGACCGCAACAAGACCAUCUCCAUGGAGGCGUUGGACAUACUGGACGAGGCCUGUGAGGACAAGGCAAACCUCCAUGCUCUGAUCCAGAUGAAGCCAGCUCUCACACACCUGGGGGACAAGGGCGUCCUGCUGCUGCUACGGUUCUUGUCCAUUCCAAAGGGCUUCUCCUACCUAAGUGAGAGGGGUUACGUCACCAAGCAGCUAGAGAAAUGGCAGAAGGACUAUAACCUGAAGUAUGUGGACAUGAUAGAGGAGCAGCUGAACGAGGCUCUCACCACGUACCGCAAGCCUGUCGAUGGAGACAACUAUGUACGCCGAAGCAACCAAAGGUUACAGAGGCCAAAUGUUUAUCUUCCUGUUCAUCUGUAUGGCCAGCUUGUCCAUGAUAAGACAGGCUGCCAUCUACUGGAAGUCCAGAAUGUGGUUCCUGACCUAAGCUACACUGUCCGUUCCCCAAUGCUGGACAAGUGGGAGGGCAUCAAACAGCUGAAGGCAGCACUUUGGGCCUUGGGUAACAUAGGGUCAUCAAACUGGGGGUUGAACCUCUUACAGGAGGAGGGGGUGAUCCCUGACAUAGUGGUUCUGGCCCAGCACUGUGAGGUUCUCUCCAUCAGGGGGACGUGUCUGUACGUGUUGGGGCUGAUCUCAAAGACACGUCAGGGCUGUGACAUGCUGAAGCAGCACGGCUGGGACGCUGUAAGACACAGCCGGCGGACGCUGUGGCCCGUUGUCCCAGACGACAUGGAGCCCCACCCCAACCCGCCCAGCCUGCUGUCCUCUGUCCCCUCCACCCUCAGCCUCGCCUCUGACUCCACCAGCUCUAGACACAACAGUGAGAGUGACUCCACACAGCCCAGUAAGUCUCAGCCCAGUAUGUACAUCAUGGACGAUGAGCGGCUGGAGAACUGUGACCUGUCGGACGAUCCUCCCAUGUACAUGAGACCCAAGUACAAGGACCGCAGCCCCUUCACCCUCCUGGCUUCCAGCCACUUCCGUAACCGCCUCCUCCACUCUCUGUCGCUCUCCGGAAAGAUGCUGCGCAGCACCAGCGACCCUAAGGGCACCACCAGGGACCACGGAGGAGGGAUGGAAGAGGAUCAGGGGCGCAAACGCACCGUUACUGAACCCAGCUACACCUUUGGAUCUUCAGAUGUCUUCCCAAUCUAUAAUGACGGCCACCUGCCCAAAAGCCCCUCUGUCAACCUAGAAACUUCCAUUGUGGGCAGCAAGACCCCUGAAAACCAGGGCAGCACCCCCAACUUCGGUGAGGGAGAUGGGGAAGGGAGGCUGCCAGGCCGGUCAGUGGGGGUAGGAGGGUCAGGGGUGGGGGUGGGGGAGAACCAGAGAGAGCAGACUAGCCGGGAACGCCUGGCCGGGGAUGGCCCGUCCGGAGGGGGCGGGGGGGCUCAGUUUAAAUCGCGCAGUCAGAGCUUCAACACGGACACGACCACCAGCGGCAUCAGCUCUAUGAGUUCCAGCCCCUCCAGGGAGACCCUGCCCUCCACCAUCGACACGGACGGUGUCAGCCUCAACAGUGUGAUCAGCGCCCAGACCAUCCAGACCCUGACCUCCCUCACCCCCCAGCCCCACACCGCCCACCUCUCCUCCCUGUCCAAAUCUAGCUCUACCUCCCUGGUGCCCCCCGGCUCCUCCCACACCCUCCCCCGCCGCGCCCAGUCUCUCAAGUCGCCUUCGUUGACCACCCUGAGCGGCCUGACGGACUGCAGCCUCAUGUACUCCAACUCCCGCGACGCGCUGGGCUACGCCACGCUGAAGUACGCCACUUCCUGUGACACGUACGCCAGUCAGCGUGAUGCGCUGGGCUAUGCUACUCUGAAGAGGCUGCAGCAGCAGAGGAUCCACUCGUCCCUGUCCCACAGCGAGGCUCUGGCCUCCCCAGCCAAAGACGUGCUCUUCACUGAUACCAUCACCAUGAAGACAGGCAGCCUGGACUCCAGACUCACCCCACGGCGGUUCUUGAAGGCUCUGAGUUUUGCCUCCCUGGACAAGGAGGAUCUGCUGAGCCCCAUCAGCCAGAACACUCUGCAGCGGUCCUCCUCAGUGAGAUCCAUGGUGUCCAGCGCCACCUACGGCAGCUCUGAUGACUUCAUCGGCCUGGCGCUGCCAGUGGACAUUAACAACAUGUUCCAGAUAAAAGAAACAGCAUAUUUCCUGAAGAGGACCAGCCCUCCCUCUGAGGACAGAUCUGCCAAAUUCUUCUCUGGAGACUCAGAUGGCCCCAGCCCUCACUCCAGGCAUGCAGUGCUUCGCUCCCAGCUGAGCAUCACAGAGCUGAUGGGGGUGAGCCGGGCGGAGCAGCAGAAGUUGCUGGGCUCAGAGGAGACGGGUCUACAGGAACACAACGAUGACAACUGCCUCUACUGCACUGGGCUCUCUGUGCUCGGCUUCAGCGCUUCCAAUAGCAGCCCAGACUUGACAGAGGAACCCCCUUUCUCAGAAUGGUGCAGUCCGCCUGUGCAGAACCACCUGGAGGUCAUGGGCCAAACCAAACUGUCAGGGGUUUCCGGGUGCAGUGAUGCUGUGUCUCAGGGCUCCCCAGGAAGCACCCGCAGCACUGAACUGAUUUUGGGAGUGAAGUCCAUUCCAGAGGAAUCGCCAGCCGGCAGGGUUCUCCUCAGGAAGGAGGUCCUGCGUCUCGUGGUCAACCUCAGCUCCUCUGUGGGGAUCAAAGGCCACGAGACUAACCUGCUAACGAUCAAGGAGAAAUUCCCAUAUGCAUUCGAUGACAUCUGUCUCUAUUCUGAGGUGUCUUACCUGCUUGCCCACUGCAUGUUCCGUCUGUCCGCACGCCGCUUCAUCCAGGAGCUCUUUCAAGACGUGCCAUUCAUUCCGAUGUACGAAGAGGCAGAGGCCAUCCUCUCCAAGCCCCCAAAGAAUGGACCGGCCGACCCUCCCACUGAGCCCUGAGUCAACCCUACUGCCCUUCCCUUCUGUCUCACAGCCUGUCAAACCCUGAGUCACCACUACUGAUAUUCCAGUCAACCACAACCCCUAAAGCCUGAAUCACACCCCACCCCCGGAACCUUCAGCUUACCCUCAAACCUCAACCCCCGGAACCUUCAGCUUACCCUCAAACCUCAACCCCCGGAACCUUCAUUUAACCCUCAACCCCCACCCCCGGAACCUUCAUUUAACGCUCAAACCUCAACCCCCAUGACCCUUCAGUAACUCUCAACCCAAACCCCCCUGAACCUUGGACUUUGUAGUCCUCAAACUUCAGUCAACCCACACCCCUGACGUGUGAGACAACCCUAACCCCUCAACCACAAACGCUUGAGUCACUACCAACCACAGCUCUGUAGGGCCUGAGUUACCUUCCACCCCCACAUCCUCCCUUACCUCUCCAUACCAGAGUGCACUCACUGUAUGUCCUCCUGGGAUUUGGACAAAAAUGAAAAUAUGGAGGGAAGAAAUAUGUUCUUCCUAUUGACUAAGUUUUAGAUAUGAUUGAUGAUAACGCAGGAUGAACAAAUAUUCUGUUUUUUUUUAUCUGAUCAAAUGAUGGCAGCCAGCUGAGUGUUUUUAACAGAGCUCAUUUUUGGGAAAUUCUUCACACACUGAGCUUGGAUCACAAUCAAAUCCAAAUGACUUAAAACGGUCCAUCAUUCCUGAGGGCUUCCUGAGUUAUUUUUAAUAUAUGACUGCAUCCCAACCACUGGUGUGAAAUACCACAGCAUGUUGUUUUUGGCUUGGCUUCUCCCAAAGUGGAUCCAUUGACUAAAACACUAAAGAGUAGGGUUCCUCUGCAUAACACUAAAAACUCUCUGCAUCUGGAGAGAGGACCAUGCCAUUGUGAAAAUCAUUGCACCUGAACAAAGAACAGUGAAGGAGAAUAGUGAUAAAUACUUUUGGUAUUGCUCUAUUUAAUGACGGCAGAUACAGGUCAGCCAAAUGAUCAUCAUUCACUGGUACAGUUUGGUGUUUGUCUCUCUUAUUUGUUGAUGUGCUAAAGAGGAAAUGUUCCUCCUUGCCCUUUGCUGGAUUUUGUUUUGUUAUUUUGUUUAGGACUUUGUUUGUUUGUGUUUUUAAGCAUUUAUAUUAAGAACUGAACAACUACAUGUAGGAGUGAAAUCUAUCAAAAACAUUGAACAUCUGUCUGUGUGUUUCAGCACAGAAGAGUUAUUAACGGUCAGUUACUCAACUGAUGAUUGAAACUACGCCUGCAUUUAUUUUUGUUUACGACCUAGAAAUUUAAACCCUAAAAUAAAAGUGCAGGUUGAAACAAGAGAUUUGGUUCUCAUCAAAGUGGAGGAAGACCUAUGACUGCUACCCCUUCUGUCAUAAAUUUCUUCAGAACAUGGUUCAUGAAAACAGUCACUAUUUGAUGGCCAUGUAGAGUUGCUGCUUCAUUCCACAGUCAUUCAGUAGCCAUUCCCAUCAGUUUCCAUUCAUUUCUGUCAGUUGCCAUUCCACAGUCGGAAGCCAUUCCUGUCAGUUGCCAUUAAUUCCUGUGUUAGUUGCUGUUCCUUAGACUGUGUCCUUGGGAGUCACUGUCUGCUUGUUCUUAAUCUGGUAAAACUGGGGAAUAAUGAAACUGGAGUAAACGUUUUGAAGUGGAGCUCAGGUACUGCCUGAACAUGUCCAAUAAGAACACUCGUUUAAUUGGAAAACUCAGCCACUUCCGGGUCGAAAUCUAGCUACAUGUUUGUAAAAUGACGGUUUAAAACAGUCACUGUACUGUUUGUUUUUUUGCUAUGCAAGAUGCCUGUUAAUUGUGAGCCCAAAUGUACAUGUAUAGGUUAUUAACUGGUUUGAUAUAUUUCAGCUUUUGUUUGAAGUUUGUUUAGCUGUUGGCUCAUUGUUUCAUUACUGUUUUAAAGAAGUGGUGGCUACCAUUGUGUGGUCCUUUCCAACAUGAUUCACUUUGACUGAAGAUGGUACUUGCUGCACUGAAUCCUUCAACAUGCACGUAUGACUAUUCUGACAAUGGAAGUGUUUAGGCCUACUGUUGAAAAUGGCCUUGGUUAAGUGAUGAAUUAGUUAGAGAAAUGGACUGGUGAAAAUAGGAUUGGGGUGCACUGCAAUUGCACUUAGCAAUCAACAUGAACUAAGUAUGCAAUUACUACAGAAAAUAUUUUUCUGUAUAAAUGCGUAAUGUUGAAAAGUUAGGUCCUCUGCGAGCAGAGAAUUGUAUAGUUGCAGCCCACAAUGUGCAUAGUGGAUCACUGCUCUAAAUGAAAAAUAAAUGUGGAUAUUUAAUAUCGCAGAUUCCCACUCAACUAUACCUUCAUAUAACCUUAUUUUGCACGUUUGCAUUCUAAGAGACCUCAGUUCACCUUUUCAACAAACUGCAAAAUUCGAAAUAGUGGUUGUUGUUUUUUGUCAAGUCUACAGUACAUUUCAUAGUUAGACACAUUUGAACAUAAUACUGAUGUUUCAGAUAUAUAUUGAAUAAGGUCAAUUAUUUGGGAACAUAAUUGUACUACUUUCUGUUGGGGACCAAAAAGCUAAACUGAAAAGCCAAUAAUGAUUUGUUAUCUAGCAAUUGUUUGAAACAACAGGAAGUAGUAACUUAAAUAUUUAACUUUGUCUACAUUUGAGUGAUUUGAAGUGGACUUUUGCUGAUAAAGCACUGUAAUGGGGAUGUGAAAACAAAGCCUUUAUUGUACCUGGACCGUUUAGGAACAGAGAGACAAAGAUAAGAGAAGUGUUAUUUAUAUUUUUCCUCAAGUGAAAACAUUUUCAAGAAGAUGUAUAUAAGUCUGUGUGGCUCCCCCCAAUUUGUGGUUUUCCUUGUACAUAACUAUGUAUGUUUUUGGCAUUUUAUAUAGGCCAUUAGAAUCAUUCUUAUUAAAGGGAUGUAUUGAUAAUAAAAACAUCAUCUACUCA
Molecule: messenger RNA, 8176 nt
Organism: Oncorhynchus gorbuscha (pink salmon)
Lineage: Eukaryota; Metazoa; Chordata; Actinopteri; Salmoniformes; Salmonidae
Product: rapamycin-insensitive companion of mTOR-like
Exons: 37
Coding region: 47-5254 (1735 amino acids)
Biological process (GO): TORC2 signaling; positive regulation of phosphatidylinositol 3-kinase/protein kinase B signal transduction
Cellular component (GO): TORC2 complex
Molecular function (GO): protein serine/threonine kinase activator activity
Source: RefSeq, a predicted model, not a curated record